AUCAUUCCCCCGUUCCCUCUUAUCUCACCCUAACUUUAGGAUUUUGUGAUGUAAUAUUAUCACUACCACCACGAAUCAACAUCAAGUACCUCAACAUAAAGUACCAGCUGACAGUAAGAGGGACACGUGAUAUCCAUAUAAGGAGUUAAGAGGCACGUGACUUGAGGACAUGCCGUGGCAGGCGUUUGUGUACGGAGGACUGGCUGCCAUGACUGCGGAAGCUAUCACCUUCCCUAUUGACAUGAGCAAGACAAGGUUGCAGAUACAGGGCCAGGUAGCGGAUGCGAGGUUAACCACCCUCAAGUACCGAGGAAUGUUCCACACCCUGGUUACAGUGGGUAGAACGGAGGGAGUAAUGUCCCUGUUUACUGGAGCUAAGUUUGCUCUGCUCAGACAGGGCACGUAUGGUACUAUACGACUAGGAAUAUACUACAGUAUAAAAGACAGAUGGGAGCGCAAUAACACAGGACUAAAGAUGCCUUUACCUCACCUGGUAUUGUUAGGUGGUACAGCUGGUGUUAUCGGAUCUUAUGUAACAACUCCUACAGAUGUGAUGAGAGUGAGGAUGCAGGCAUCUCACCACGCUAAAUCACCUCCUCUUAUACGCAGCUUUAUCAGCAUCUUCAAAACAGAGGGUAUGCGCGGAGUGUACAGAGGGGCUAUUCCUAACGCGCAGCGUGCAGCUGUGGUGAACGGUGUGCAGAUCCCUACAUAUGAUGUGAUGAAGAGGAAUCUUAUUGCUGCUGGGUUCGAGGACAACAAAAGAACUCACUUCGGCUCCAGUUUAUUUGCGGGUUUCCUCGGGUCUUGCUUCUCACAACCUAUCGAUGUAGCUAAAACAAGGAUGAUGAACCAAAAACUGCUGCAUGACCCUAACGUGAAGAUCUACAAGGGCGUGGUAGACACGAUGUUGAACACUGCCCGCCACGAGGGGGUCCCUGCGCUUUGGAAGGGUUUCGUCCCAACUUUCUGCAGACUGGGGCCCUGGAACGUCCUCUUCUUCAUGUCUCUAGAGCAGUUUAGAGUCCUGGACAACACACUCAAUAACCGAACUACAUCUGUGUUUUAGGGAGUUGUACUUGUUGUACCACGUGUUGCCCAUUUAUAAGGAGAUGAAUGGGUUGUUAGGAUAUAUUGUAGUGAUAAUUAUAGUGGCGGGAUUGUAUAUUUUAUAAAUAAGUAUAUAUUUGCAAGUUUGAUACCUGGAGACCAAGACUAUGAAAUAUCUAAUAAUGAGAUGACGUCGUGAAUGGUGAAUUAUAUGUUUCUUUGGCGCCGUUUGGAUUCUUGAAGGAUUAAGUUGCAGUCCAUGUAAAAUAUAAAUGCUCCAGAAUUACACGUUUUCAGUUUUACAGUCGUUUCUGAAACAUAGCGUUAAUUUCUGAGUAAACAGUCAUGUUCAUAUAUUAUAAUUAUGAUAUGUGUAUAUAUUUGCAGUUUAUUUUGAACAUAAAUUUUCAUUGGUUGUAGAUCCAAACUCCAUUCUAGAAUCUAGAUGCUAGAUAAAUUUUUAUUGGUUUGUAAGAAGCUAGUUAGUUAUGUAUAUUAUAGCUUAAUUGUUAGGAUUUUAUUGAUAUUGGGUUUGCUAGGCAGUAUUUUGACAUCUUAAAUUCGCAUUUUACUUUUAUCAUUGUUUAUGUUAUCGCUGAU
Bolinopsis microptera is the source of this 1650-nucleotide messenger RNA. Its product is annotated as kidney mitochondrial carrier protein 1-like. NCBI's taxonomy places the organism in Eukaryota, Metazoa, Ctenophora, Tentaculata, Lobata, Bolinopsidae. Gene Ontology annotation, molecular function: transmembrane transporter activity. The coding region runs from base 170 to 1069 and encodes 299 amino acids. The transcript is spliced from 7 exons. Gene Ontology annotation, biological process: transmembrane transport. The record is from RefSeq and is a predicted model, not a curated record.